UUUCACCCGCCGACAUUUUUGCUGCCGCUGGGGCCCGGCGCCGUGGAGUCCCCUGGCCGGGGAGCCUGGCGCGCGCCGCUCCCGGGGAACGUUCCAUCCCCUCCCCGCCCUCCCCGGGGCUGCGGCGGCAAUGGGGGGCGGCUGCGGCUGUUCGUCUUUAAACGCUGUCCCUGCAUCUCUGCUUCCACCGAAGGGUUAACUCCGCUUCUGCUGACAUUUUACCUGCCUCCCCCCGCACUUUUGCUGCUAAUAAUUUCGUGUGUAAGGGAGAACAUUCUCUCCCCUCCCCCCGCAAAGAUCUGUUUGUAGGAGCCUCCUUUGGGGGGUUCGAAGGGGAUUGCUGUGUGCACGGUUCUUUCCUGUGCACAGCCAGCCAGGCUCCCACACGGCUGCACAAAGAGCAGCAGUAGAGGCCCUUGCUUGCCUUUAAAGGCAGCAGCUUGAAAUUUAAGGUGUCCCAGAGCCAUGUCUCUCCGCAGCCUUCUGCGCUACACUCCAUGGAGAAAUGCUCGUUGCAGUUCUUCGCCUUGUAGAUGCCCCUCACUUGUGUUGCCAUUCCCUGUCCUUGGGUUUAUUUUGGGUUGAUCAGCAGAGAAACCAACAGAUACGUUUGCUCAAGGUGGGGGGGAAGGUAGCACUCAGAACCAUGUCUGUUCGGGAGUCCUUUAACCCAGAAACUUACGAACUGGACAAGAGCUUCCGACUGACUCGAUUCACUGAACUUAAAGGCACAGGCUGUAAAGUGCCUCAGGAUGUUUUACAGAAACUGCUUGAGUCCCUACAAGAAAACCAUUUUCAAGAAGAUGAACAGUUUCUGGGAGCAGUUAUGCCCAGGUUGGGAAUUGGGAUGGACACUUGUGUCAUUCCUUUAAGACAUGGUGGUUUGUCUUUGGUCCAGACAACAGAUUACAUUUAUCCCAUUGUGGAUGACCCUUAUAUGAUGGGGCGUAUAGCUUGUGCCAAUGUAUUAAGUGACCUUUAUGCUAUGGGGGUCACAGAAUGCGACAACAUGUUGAUGCUCCUUGGGAUCAGUAAUAAAAUGACAGAUAGGGAAAGGGACAAAGUGAUGCCUCUAAUUAUCCAGGGUUUCAAAGAUGCAGCAGAAGAGGCAGGAACAUCUGUGACUGGUGGCCAAACAGUGUUAAAUCCUUGGAUUGUUUUAGGAGGAGUGGCCACUACAGUCUGUCAGCCUAAUGAAUUUAUAAUGCCAGACAAUGCAGUGCCAGGAGAUGUACUUGUGUUGACUAAACCCUUGGGAACGCAAGUGGCUGUAGCUGUCCACCAAUGGCUAGAUAUUCCAGAAAAAUGGAAUAAAAUAAAGCUAGUGGUAACUCAAGAAGAUGUGGAGUUAGCAUACCAGGAGGCAAUGAUGAACAUGGCAAGGCUCAACAGAACAGCUGCUGGACUCAUGCACACUUUCAAUGCACACGCAGCUACAGAUAUCACAGGAUUUGGAAUCCUGGGGCAUGCACAGAACCUAGCCAAACAACAACGAAAUGAGGUGUCCUUCGUUAUCCAUAACCUUCCUGUCCUAGCCAAGAUGGCUGCAGUUAGCAAAGCAUGUGGCAAUAUGUUUGGCCUCAUGCAUGGGACCUGUCCUGAGACGUCAGGAGGUCUCCUUAUCUGUUUACCACGUGAACAGGCAGCACGUUUCUGCGCCGAGAUCAAAUCUCCGAAAUACGGCGAGGGUCACCAAGCAUGGAUUAUUGGGAUUGUAGAGAAGGGCAAUCGUACUGCCAGAAUAAUAGAUAAACCACGAAUCAUUGAAGUUGCACCACAAGUGGCCACUCAAAAUGUGAACCCGACACCUGGUGCCACUUCUUAAUCUAGAUAAAAUAGCUAUUUGUUUUGUUUUUAAAUAGAUCUAUUCCUUUAUCAUCCUACAAUUAAAGAACUGUAAAAAGAAAAAAAAACUUCAUUGUGUCUGCACAUCUGAUGGCCUUAGGUCAGUUUGAGUGGAUACAAUUAAUAAAAUAAAAUCCAUUGCCUUUUUUUCCUGUUACAUUAACUGAAGAUGCACCUAAUCUUGAGGCAGCUUCUGAGUUGAGAAUUAUAUUGUUAUCCAAUACUGUUGAUUCAUUUUGAAUCUUUAGACACUUAUCUCUUGCCGCAUAGGCUCUUUUUAAAGGUGCUUUCACGUAGCACAGACAUUACCAGUAGUAGUGUCAAAUAGCAGUGUGUGUCCUUUCAUUAUAUGUAUAUUUAUCAUUGUCUAAUUUUGGAUGCCUUGAAUGAUAUUCUGGAAAGGCAGUAAAUUGAUAGGUGACACAGUGGGUAUACUCAAGUAGUAAGAGGGUUGCAUGAUUACAUUCAAUCUUUGAUUUGUAAAGUUUAGUUUUACUCAACAGCAUCUACAACCCUGGACAUUGCUUGGUAGCACACUCUGUUAAACAAGCAAGUGCUAACUUUGCAUGGAAAGCACUUCAUAGUUGAAGGAGAAAUUUUAAUUUCAUUAUUUGUAGACCUGACAAUAUUUACUGUAUUAUCAAUAAUUGUUUUCUUUAUUGAUAGUAAGGAAAAAAUAAUAAUUGCUCAGUUUUGCAACGUGAUUGGAUGUGCUAUAGUGCAACAAAGGAAUUGCAGACCAAAAGGAGUUUUCUGUAUAAUAUUCAUUUACAAUUCACUAUAUAAUUAACUACACAAAUAAUUUUUAAAUAUAAUCACUUUAAAAACAAACCUCUGUUCUGUGGAUGGUAGUGUUUAAUACAUUUUACAUUUUGUAUAGUGAUUACAAACCUUUUUUUGUUUCUUUAAAAUCAGCAGCUGUUUAGUAUAUUUUUAGUAUUUUUGUUCUUUGCUCAAAUACCUUUUGUGAACGCUUCUGUGAUCUGUGUUUAAAAUCUACAUUGCCAACUUUGCAGCUUGAACUUAAGCUUGUUAUUCAAAUAAAUAUUUAAUUUUUUUUAUUGCUCUUGUA
Molecule: messenger RNA, 2917 nt
Organism: Trachemys scripta elegans
Lineage: Eukaryota; Metazoa; Chordata; Testudines; Emydidae
Gene: SEPHS1
Product: selenophosphate synthetase 1
Exons: 9
Coding region: 506-1825 (439 amino acids)
Biological process (GO): L-selenocysteine biosynthetic process
Cellular component (GO): cytoplasm
Molecular function (GO): selenide, water dikinase activity; ATP binding
Source: RefSeq, a predicted model, not a curated record